AUUGGAACUACUAAACUCCGUGUUGUGUCUGUUUGGUUAAAUUUCAAAAACCCGCCAACUAAGGACUUUCAUCUUCUCCAAAAUCAAAAUCCCCAAUUUUCAAAUUUCACUUCUUUUCUCUCCGCAUUCAUCAAAUCAUACCCUUUUCUUUAAUCAAACCGUCUGAGUAAUUAAUCCAAAAUCAACCGAUCACCCAGGUUUUAUUAGGUGUUUUAUUUUCUGGGUUUUUUACUGAUUGAGGAAAUGAACGUCGGAGACUUAAACAAAGUAUGGGAAAUCAAAACCCUAAAGAGAAAACCUGGAGAAGAAGAAGCCAAAAAGUGUCUUGAAAAAAUUGCCAAACAAGUCCAACCCAUUAUGCGUAAACACAAAUGGCGUGUUAAAGUACUAUCGGAAUUCUGUCCGAAGAAUCCGGCUCUUCUGGGGUUGAAUGUAGGAGGAGGAGUGCACGUCAAAUUGAGGCUUCGUAGACCGAAUAGAGAUUUUGAUUUUUAUCCAUAUGAUAUGGUUUUGGAUACUAUGCUUCAUGAAUUAUGUCAUAAUGCUCAUGGUCCUCAUAAUGCCAGUUUCUAUAAGCUUUGGGAUGAGUUGAGAAAGGAAUGCGAGGAGCUUAUUUCAAAGGGAAUAACUGGUUCAGGGGAGGGGUUUGAUAUGCCUGGUAAGCGAUUGGGUGGGUAUUCUCGACAACCUCCGCUCUCAUCACUUCGUAAAACAGCGUUAGCUGCUGCAGAGAAGAGAUCAAAAUUGAAUUCUAUCUUACCGUCUGGACCAAACCGUCUUGGUGGUGAUAACGCCAUUAUGGCUGCACUUAGUCCAAUACAAGCGGCAGCAAUGGCUGCAGAAAGGAGAUUUCAGGAUGAGAUGUGGUGUGGUUCUCAGUCUACUGAAGCUUCUGAGGACGGAGAAAGCUGUUGUGAUAUUGGGGAUGACCUUGUAGGUGUGAGGCAAUCUGCCGGAUGCUUACAGACAGAUAAUUGUAAAAAAAGAAGUCAUGAAUCAAGUAAUAGUACAGAAUUUCAAUCUUUUAAUGGACAUUCAGAGUCCAAUUUUGUAAAUUUGACCGCAGAUGUUUCAACUUCGGGAUCAAGCUCUGAUCUUCAUUCCAUACCUAAAAAGAGAACUUAUAACUCGUACAGCAGUCCGCUUUCUGGUUCUGCGUUUGUUGAUUUAACGGGUGGCUCAUCUCUGGGGUCAGUAUUAAAUCAUAAUGUAGCUCAUAAUCAAGAGGAGAAUGCUAUGUGGGAGUGUGCAGCUUGCACAUUAUUAAAUCCACCAUUAGCUCCAAUCUGCAAUGUCUGUAGCACGGUAAAGCCGAAGGAUGCAAGUAUAAAAAACAAAACAUGGUCCUGCAAAUUCUGCACAUUAGAGAACUGUGUAAAGUUGGACAAAUGCUUGGCUUGCAAUGAGUGGAGAUAUUCUUACGGGCCACCUAUAUCAACUCCGGCACCUAAUGUCGGCACGUGAGAGGUGGAUAGUCUAUGAACUCUUAAUGCUAAAAUUAAUAGAUCAUUUUGGGUUUUAUUUGAUUUGGAAAUUUUGGCAAUGAUGUGUAUACUUGGGUGCCCAUUGACAACAUUGGUUCCAUUUCCUAAAGAUAGCCUAAGUUUUCUUCAUUAUUA
Messenger RNA from Mercurialis annua (annual mercury), 1619 nucleotides. RefSeq lists its product as uncharacterized. NCBI's taxonomy places the organism in Eukaryota, Viridiplantae, Streptophyta, Magnoliopsida, Malpighiales, Euphorbiaceae. The record is from RefSeq and is a predicted model, not a curated record. The transcript is spliced from 4 exons. The coding region runs from base 244 to 1464 and encodes 406 amino acids.